Populus trichocarpa (black cottonwood) is the source of this 2685-nucleotide messenger RNA. RefSeq lists its product as uncharacterized. Lineage: Eukaryota; Viridiplantae; Streptophyta; Magnoliopsida; Malpighiales; Salicaceae. The coding region runs from base 166 to 1974 and encodes 602 amino acids. The transcript has 2 exons. The record is from RefSeq and is a predicted model, not a curated record.
UUCCAGUCUAGUUACUUUUAUUAAAAAAAGAGAAAAGCUAGAGAGAGAAGCUCUCCUUUCCUCCUGGAAAUCACUUCCCUCACGAUGGCGCCGUUUGAAAUUUGAAUUUGCUAUGCUACUGUAGCUCUUUCCCCAUCUUUACGUCUACACGUUCUCCUCCUCUCCAUGGCCAAAAGCAAAAAGAAAUCUUUGUCUCUCAACUCACGCGGUACCCUUUCACGGAAGCAGGAGACAUCCCAAACAGAUCUGCACAAUAAAAUAGUUCUGGCUUUGGAAGCGCCUCCUGCUUCAUGUGGCCCUACCAGAUCUACCCGUUUUGAAGAAAAUCCUUCUAUUAAAGCCUUAGCUGGUGGGUCCGGUCCUGGUAAAUACUUAAUUUACGCUGAAGAUGGUUCUGGUGCUUGCGGGGCUGCUAGUACUACUGCUGAAGAUCAUGUCGCCAUCGAAGAUUGCUCUGAUGGUGAAGCUUGCGAUGCUGACCAGGUUGACUACCCUGCCUUGGAGGAUGGUUUUGGAUCUGGUUCAAAAUUCUUCCUCUCCCCCACUUCAAACUCUGGCCAGAGUGCGCCGACUUCAAACCCUCCCUGUGGCAAAGAAAUCUCAGGUACGGGCGUACUCCAUAAAGAGCCAUCAACCUUGGAGGGUGGUCUUCAUGCACACUCAGGUACCAUAAAACCUCUUGAGCAUGCUAUAGGGAAGCGGCGUGAUUUAUUUACUUCCAAUCGUAGUUGUGCUGACUGCCUAAAGUUAGUUCAUUUUUCUGGAUUAAAUGCUGGUAAAACUUGCACUCUUCUGGAUGAGGACUUCGAUAGCAAUUAUGAUGUAUGGAAAUCUUGUAUUGUUGGAUACGUAGCUGGUAAAUUUCCUGGAUUUAAGGCUUGCAAUAACAUUAUUGCAAAUACAUGGUGCUGUGAAGCUAGUCUAACAAUCCAUGAGUCAGGCUGGCUGGUAUAUCGGUUUAACAAUGUUAAUGACAAACUUGAAGUCCUCAGUAACGGCCCUUACUUAGUUUAUGACAGGCCCUUGAUGUUGAAGCCUAUGCCCGAAUAUUUUGAUUUUGCACCUGAUGAAAUGACUAAGGUUCCGAUUUGGGUGAAAUUCCCAAACCUCCCUUUGGAAUGCUGGUCUACAAAGUGUUUGUCCAAGAUUGCUAGUAUGCUUGGUAAACCUAUUCAAAGUGACAAAUUAACUGCUUCAAUGUCUAGGUUAUUCUUUGCUAGAGUUUUAAUUGAGCUGGAUUUAUUAGUUGUGCUGCCUUCUUCAAUCAAUAUUCUGUUGCUUAAUGGAGCUACAUUGGUCCAACCGGUGGUCUAUGAAACUAUGCCUAAAUUUUGUAAGUUUUGCAAAAUUCUUGGGCACACUACUGAGGCAUGUUCUAAGGCCUCUACUGCUGAUGGGUUGAGUAAACAGGGAGCAAAGGAUGAUGCCCCUAAUGUGACUUCUAGACGUAGUAGAGUCCAUGCUAGAGUGGGACAGGCUAUUGUAAAUGCAAUGCAGGUUCUGGACCCCAUGCAAGCUGAGGCUGAACUCACUGCAGGUUGUAUUAAGACCACUACUUCUAUUGGGGUGACUAAUAAAGGAGCUAAGGGUGGUGAAGCUGCCAGCUGUGAUGAUGUUCACGCCAGCUUUGAUCCUGAUGCUGAGGUGCCGGCUAUGGAGAACAUUGGGAGAAAGGCAGCUGGGGUGCAGAGCUUGGACCCAAUGCAUGCUGAGGCCGAGGCAAUGGCUGAAGAAUGGGAAAAGAGCAAACGACAAUACAUGCCUCGCAGUAGGGGGCUAUCUGCAGGUGGUGGCCCUCGUGCUAGCACUCAGAAUUCCAAAGGCAAAGAAAUAGCUGGCGGGUCUGUGGCCACGCCUAAGGCACGGGUUUUUGAUGGAUCUUCAGUAGGGGUGGCAACCAGUAAUGAGACAAGAAGACUUUCCACUAGAGCAUCUGGUAGUGGUAGGAAAUAUCCUACCACACCUACUCUGUAAUGCAUAUCUAUUGCUGGAAUAUCAGAGGGCUGAACAGCCCCCUGAAACAACAUGAGGUUUCGGUUGAAAAAUUGGAAGUUCCUCUCCAAUUUGGAUGUUGCACGCUAUGCAAGAAUUGUUGUGUUUUGGAAUCCUGCCACUGUUGAUAUUGAGCUUCUUGCUGUCUCAGAACAAGGACUCCAUGUUUCUAUCAGGUGUUUAGUCAGCCACCUUGAGUUUGUCGCCACCUUUGUUUAUGGUCUUAACACCAUUACAGCUAGACGAGGUCUAUGGAAUGAUUUGCGGCAAUGGCUCCUGCAAUGCCUUGGAUUAUCAUGGGUGACUUCAACUCCAUUCUCUCUCAGCAGGACAAGUAUAAUGGUGAACCUAAGCUGCUGCCUGAUAUGGUCUUAUUAUGGUCUCUUUUGCUUUGAACAUGGUACUUGCUGCUGGGUUCAACGGUUGAUGAUUAGAUGAAUAUGAGCUGUUAUGGUGCUCCUUUCAUCCCAGGUUUCUGUCUGUUGGUUUUCAUCUAGUCUGCUGUGUACUGCUUGCUUGCUGUUGCAGCCCGAUUGUUAUGUGCUGUACUUUUGGGAAGUAUAUGACUCACUUCCUUCUUUUGUUGGUUAACUUCAGCACCUAUUACACUUAUAGGUUUCUUAGUUAACCAAUUUCAUCUGUGUUCCGUUACAAUUUAUCAAUACAAGUCAUUUCAAAAAUAUUAAAUGGUAA